AUGGAUACCUACCUCCUCCCUGGUCGCCUUUGUACCAUUCAAAUCCGUUAUCUUCAAGGAAACAACCACUGGAGAACAAUUCUCCACAGAGCAUUAGACUGCGGGGUACUCCAAGAAUGUACCGAGGGUAGAGCUGGUCUAUCCGAAACGUUUGACUGCAUUCCCAACAUUGCGCCGGAUAGAAGUCCAACGGAGAGCCGUGGUGUACACUACCCUUGCAGUAAUAUCAAAUUACCAAAGGUAAACCCAUCCAGCGCCCAAAAUAUUACGGAGCUAAGAAUACUGAGUGUACUAGAUCGAUUUUAAGGAUGACAUCUCCGCAAAAUAACCAUAUUCUGCAGGGCGCCGCCGCCGUAUUGGCAAUUGCAGCCAUCGUCAUAUACACGAAGGAAACUCUUUCUAGGGACCCAGCACCUACCCUCGGGCCAGCCAUCAUCGCCGGAUAUGCAGACAAAUUUUGUGGCAUCAAUGACAUUCAAGUAUCCCGGCUGCCUCUCAAGAAAAAUGGAACCAGCUCCUGGUCUACCAUAAUGAGCGUCAUUCACCUAAGUCCAUCUUUGAAGCACUCGUCGAAAGUCCAACCUGUCUCUCUUAAACCAUUGAUACUCCACGAAGGGAAACUUUGUGUACAGAUCUCCCGCGCAACAUUGAUGUCCCUCUUCGCACCGACUAAUGCUCGCCCUGUUUUCAGCUACUCAUCCGCAGCUGGUUAUCUGUCCGCCUAUCCCUCUUAUGGUGGGCAAUGGAGAAUCUCCUGGCCGAUAGGAAAGCCAUGCAUUGUCUCUCUCGCGCCUCAUGAUAGUCACAAGGUUGAGACAGAUAUUUAUCCAGCCAGCUUUCCUGUCCGUGUAGAUAAGUGUAUCGAAACGCUUUGUGGGAUUAUCUCGGAUGGCAAAUCGUGGAAGCUCGCAUUUCCGGGUCGAGCCAAAGGGACGGGACCUUACAUUUUACAGGAACGUAAGAAGGGCUUUCCAGGUGCUCAUGGGAGUCGCCAUCUGUACAAUAUGAUGGGGGGAAAAGUCUUUGAGGUGGACUUGUUGGUUUUGUUACCCAGUAAUGCCAAGCAAGAUGGUCGCAAGCUCGAAGUGCCUUGUUUGGAUCCGGAUAAUAAGCUAGCUACAGUCUACCUUUCGGCAAAUUUGGAGGAGCUGUUAGCAAGGGCUUUGGAUUGUCUACCUUGGUCUCAACUCUCCUGGUCCAUGCACAGAGGGUUGAGAGACAUUCUCCUUGCCUAUGGUACCCCCGUUAUGGAUCAUUACCGAGUUAAGCUUGGAGCAAUGCUGAAAGACAUAAGCAAAUUCGAGAGCAUUUUAGUUACCAUGGGAUGGGAAGUCAACUUUGUCCAUGACUCUAUGGGUGAGAUGGCUCAAUCGUCGAUUAUCUCAGGGGGUGGCAAUAGUGGAGACCUGGUUCGAGUUGUUGUUGCUAUUGUGGAGGCUUGGCUAGAGACGUCUGAGGGCUUCGUCGUUGAUAAAGACGAGACGUUCUUCUGGAGACGACGGGAAUCGAUGGGUGAAGUUGAGACUGAGUUAAGUCCAGAGUUAGUGGUCGCUUUGACGAAGUUCUUUGUCUUGGAGUGGUCGCAGGAGCUGGAUUAUCAACUCUAUCAUCAACUGCCUACCGAGAUAUUCGUGGGGUAA
Molecule: messenger RNA, 1640 nt
Organism: Hymenoscyphus albidus
Lineage: Eukaryota; Fungi; Ascomycota; Leotiomycetes; Helotiales; Helotiaceae
Source: the annotation of a GenBank genome assembly